AUGGCCACUUCAGUCACAUCCACCAAGACCCGUCCCCUGGAUAAACACACUCUAAGACACUCGCACGACCUUCCACUUCCCAAAGGCCCCGACGUUCUCGAUAUUCGCUCCUCUCAGGAAUCACUGCUACAUAACUUGGACUCCAAGAUUCUUGAAGGCCUCAGCCAACCACAAGGGUCCAAGUCCUUUCCUUCCCUGCUUUUGUGGGGAGAGAAGGGUCAAGUCUUGUACGACGAUGUUCUGGAAGCUCCGGAGUAUUACCCAUACCGAGUAGAAGAUGAACUUUUGCAGCAACGGGUCGACGACAUUGCCAGAAAAGUGGCUUCCACAGGUACCGACAUGCUCAUCGAGCUGGGAGCAGGCAACAUGACCAAGACAGCUCAAUUUCUAUCAGCUAUCGACAAUUACAUCAGCUCUCCACUCGUUUACUACGCCCUCGACGUAGACCAGGCCUUGUUGGAACGGUCUAUUGUUGCCUUGAAAAGGCGUGUCACGUUUCGACAUAUCGAAGUCCGCGCUCUCUUCGGGACUUAUGACGACGGAGCAAACUGGCUCGCCAGUCCCGAGAUUGCCGCCUAUCGGAGGACACUCAUGUUUCUCGGAAGCAGCAUCGGGAAUGACGAGCAGGAUGCUGCUGUCAGGUUCCUGAGCUCAUUUACCCAAGCUCCUGAGACAGGUGUUCCCCAGAAUGUGGCGGGCUUUCUACUGGCGGUUGAUGGAUGCCAAGAUGCGGCGAAAAUUGAGGCUGCUUACGAUGUGCCAGGCGGGUAUUCCCGCCGGUGGGUGAAACAAGCGCUGGAGUAUGCACGGGAGCUAUUGGGUGAGGGCAUCGAUAGGGCUGAGGUUGACUGUAUUUUUGAUGACAACAAUUGGAAGUUUGAGGGAAGAUGGUUACCUGAGCGUCAACGAUACCAGACAUAUCUCACCACGACGUGCUCUCUCACGGCAACAAUUAGGGGACAAACCAUCACCUUGGAGGAAGGGGAGAGAUUACCAAUCAUCAGCAGUGGCAAGUGGACAAGGGAGACGGUGGACGGGGUAUCUCUGAAGGCCGGUCUCAGCAUCGAGAAGUCUUGGAAGAAUCCUGAGUUUGAUUACAGUGAGUACUCGUUUUCAUCAAGUUCAGCCAACAUCCGUGCUAAAUGCGGAAACAGACAUUUAUUGGCUGCAGCCAAGCCUCAAGAGGGUGGACAGUGGCAUUGUCAUUAUUGA
Podospora anserina S mat+ is the source of this 1212-nucleotide messenger RNA. RefSeq lists its product as uncharacterized. The record is from RefSeq and is a predicted model, not a curated record. NCBI's taxonomy places the organism in Eukaryota, Fungi, Ascomycota, Sordariomycetes, Sordariales, Podosporaceae. Bases 1 to 1212 code for a protein of 403 amino acids. The transcript has a single exon.